GGUUGCUGCUGGUAGUGACCAGCUGGAGAACUCAGGUGCAGCAGACAGCAGUGCUCGAGAGCAUGAGCUCCACACCAAAACCCAUAGGGAUUAUCGGAGCGCCUCUGUCCAAGGGACAGCCACGAGGAGGAGUAGAGAAGGGUCCUGUGGCACUGAGGAGCGCUGGUCUGGUGGAGAAGCUGAAAGAACAAGAGUGUGACGUGAAAGACUAUGGGGACCUGUCCUUUGCCGAUGUCCCUAAUGACAGUCCCUUUCAAAUUGUGAAGAACCCAAGGACUGUGGGAAAAGCCAAUGAGCAGCUGGCUGGUGUUGUGGCAGAGGCCCAGAAGAAUGGAAGAGUCAGCGUGGUGCUGGGCGGAGACCACAGUAUGGCGAUUGGGAGCAUCGCUGGCCAUGCCAAAGUCCACCCUGACCUCGCUGUCAUCUGGGUAGAUGCUCAUACCGAUAUCAACACUCCGUUGACAACCACCACUGGGAACUUGCAUGGGCAACCUGUGUCUUUCCUCAUGAAGGAACUAAAAGGAAAGAUCCCUGAUGUACCUGGAUUCUCCUGGUUGACUCCCUGUAUAUCUGCCAAGGAUAUUGUGUAUAUUGGCUUGCGAGAUGUGGAUCCUGGGGAACACUAUAUUAUAAAAUCUCUGGGAAUUAAAUAUUUCUCAAUGACUGAAGUGGACAAACUGGGAAUUGGCAAGGUGAUGGAAGAGACAUUCAGCUAUCUGCUAGGAAGAAAGAGAAGGCCCAUUCACUUGAGCUUUGACGUCGAUGGAAUGGACCCAUCAAUCACACCUGCUACUGGUACACCUGUUGUGGGAGGUCUAUCUUAUAGAGAAGGUAUCUACAUAACAGAAGAAAUUUACAAGACAGGGCUACUCUCAGGACUAGACAUCAUGGAAGUAAACCCGACUCUGGGGAAGACGCCAGAAGAGGUGACUCGAACAGUAAACACAGCAGUAGCAUUAACCCUGGCUUGUUUUGGGGUUGCUCGGGAGGGUAAUCAUAAUCCUAUGACUGAGUACCUUAACCCACCCAAGUGAGUGUGGGAGCAUCACAUGAAAAUCUCACAGCUGAUGGCAUAAUUAGCAAACCCAAUAAUUUACUUAAGCCAACAGUUACUCUCCCAAAGACUUGUUCUUCCAGAAAGCUGUCUUUCCAGUUAGUUAGCAUACAUUCUACCAGCUCCCUCCUGGUAGAAAAUCCAGGAUGUGUAACAGUUCUAACAGCUCUGAAAUUAGAAAGCAUGUAUUUCUCAUUUGGCAUGAGAGUCAUCCUUAAAGAGGUAUAAACUAACUUCCAUGAGCUGGCAUUUAAAAUACACAGCAAUGUAAAAAAGGCUUGCAGCCUGGAGAGUCAUCAUGUGUCCAUGUUGUUCAAAGAAUGUGAUUUUUGUAAUAAACUCUUUAUAACAAGA
Molecule: messenger RNA, 1408 nt
Organism: Nannospalax galili (Upper Galilee mountains blind mole rat)
Lineage: Eukaryota; Metazoa; Chordata; Mammalia; Rodentia; Spalacidae
Gene: Arg1
Product: arginase 1
Exons: 8
Coding region: 63-1034 (323 amino acids)
Cellular component (GO): nucleus; cytosol; cytoplasm
Molecular function (GO): manganese ion binding; arginase activity
Source: RefSeq, a predicted model, not a curated record